Molecule: messenger RNA, 9229 nt
Organism: Drosophila innubila
Lineage: Eukaryota; Metazoa; Arthropoda; Insecta; Diptera; Drosophilidae
Gene: sli
Product: protein slit
Exons: 21
Biological process (GO): axon guidance
Molecular function (GO): calcium ion binding; Roundabout binding; heparin binding
Source: RefSeq, a predicted model, not a curated record
UGUGGAAUUUGUCUUUGAGGCGUACGGUCGGUUCGACGGUUGCACGCACAUUUAAACUACGAAGUUUGAGUGCAGAAAAUCGAAAAAGAAAUAAUUGAGACGAAAAAAAUAAAAUACUGCUUGGACGCGCCAAGCAAGGAAAUAACAGAAAUUUGUUUAAAGUGAAAUAAACUUUCUGUAAGAGAAGGAACUUGUUCGAGUGUUGCAGCUAAUUAAGAGUGGCGCGCGCGUUUAUCAAAGCAAUUAAACUAAGCAUUCUAACUAAGCUUUGUAGCAGUGCAAAAGUUUUCUCGGCUUUGCCGCUAACAACAACAACAACAACGGCAACACCAACGCCGCCGUCGCAGUCGCAGGUCGCUGUCGACGCCGCCAUCAGAAAAAAGUGCUCAAACAAGAUUUCCACUUGAAAUUCCUGAAUUUCGUUUGCGACGCGCAGCAUUAAAAGAAAAAAAAAGAAAUAAAUCGAAAUAUAAAAGCGCAAUACAAAUAAUACAAAAGUUUCGGCAAGUGUAGAAGUCAUCAUUUUCAAGUGUUUCUAUAUAUGUGUAUAUGUAUGCAUUUGUGUUAUAAUUCGCUGCAAUUUGGCUAAAGUUUUGGAUUAGCGGUGCUUUUAUUUACAUUGCUGUGCCUGACUAAAUGCAGGUCACAGGCAAACGGAGCUGAUGAUGUUCAUAACGAUGAUGAAGUUGCUGGCGAGGCGAGUCUAACUGCUGACAGCAAAGUGCAGCGCUGCAAAGACGUGCGUAUCUCAAAGAUACAAAUAGUAGAAGCGCAUUUCCGCCUGGUCGCCUACCUAACAGCGUGGACGGAACGGAACGGGACGUGGUCGGCUACCUACGUAGAGCUCUCGUUGCUCUUUUGUUCAUCACUCGUCACUUGUUACUCGCUGCUCUCCCGCUCUCUGCUCUCUGCCGCGUCGCUGCAACUGUCCAGCUGCUAUCAGUUCUGCCGUGGCGCGCGGUCGCGACGGUCCGCAAAAACAACAAAAAUAAAGUGUAGAAAAGAAACGAAACGGAAUAAGUGAGCGCCGAACAACGAGAAUCGAACAACGACAACAAUAAUAGCAACAACAACAACGAAAUUUAUAUAAAUAAAUACAAAGUGCGGGGAGGAAAUACGUUUACGGUAACGGAAAACGGAAAACGGGAAACGGUCGCCAUCAAUCCUUUUUCCUUGUGCAAAUAUUUGUGGAAACGUGAUUGCUGUUGACAAAGUGGCGUCCGCACACGUACUCGAUACUUUCAAUUAGGCACGUUGCUUAUAAAUGUGCCACAAUGUCGUCGCCGUCGAGGACGACGCAACCGUCAACGCUGCAACCACCGACGCGUUGUAAAGCCACCGCCACGGCUAAGGCUAAGGCUUUAAUCCUAUUUCGUCUGAGGUCCCCCUUUCCGCUGUUGUUACUCCUGCUGCUGCUGGCCAUUACGGUGCAUGGUGAGCCGUAUGCCGGCGGCUUUGGCAGCUCGGCAAUUUCCAGUGGCGGUCUCGGUUCCGUUGGCAUUCACAUACCCGGCGGCGGAGUGGGCGUCAUUACGGAGGCACGUUGCCCACGGGUUUGCUCCUGCAGCGGCUUAACCGUUGACUGUUCGCAUCGUGGAUUAACGCAGGUGCCACGCAAAAUCUCAGCGGAUGUGGAACGACUCGAUUUACAGGGCAACAAUUUGACCGUGAUAUAUGAGACGGACUUUCAGCGCUUGACCAAGCUGCGAAUGCUUCAAUUAACGGAUAAUCAAAUACAUACCAUUGAGAAGAAUGCAUUGCAAGAUUUGGUUUCCUUGGAGCGACUACGCCUAAACAACAAUCGGCUUAAGGCAAUACCUGAAAACUUUGUGACAAGUUCAGCGAGUCUUUUGCGAUUGGACAUCUCGCACAACAUCUCGCACAAUGUCAUCACAACGGUUGGCCGAAGGGUCUUUAAGGGCGCCCAGUCGCUGAGGAGCCUGCAGCUGGACAACAAUCAGAUCACUUGCAUGGACGAGCAUGCCUUCAAGGGAUUGCUUGAGCUGGAAAUACUCACACUGAAUAACAAUAACUUGACCGCUUUGCCGCACAAUGCCUUCGGGGGAUUGGGAAAAUUGCGGGCGCUGCGCCUAUCGGAUAACCCGUUCGCCUGCGAUUGCCAUUUGUCCUGGCUGUCGCGCUACCUACGCAGUGCACCACGUCUCGCUCCCUAUACGCGCUGCCAGUCGCCAUCGCAGCUGAAGGGCCAAAACGUGGCGGACCUGCACGAUCAGGAGUUCAAAUGCUCAGGUCUCACCGAGCAUGCGCCAAUGGAAUGUGGCAUCGAGAACAGUUGCCCCCAUCCCUGUCGAUGUGCCGAUGGUAUUGUUGAUUGUCGUGAGAAGAGCUUGACGAGUGUGCCCGUUACUCUGCCAGAUGAUACCACCGAACUUCGCCUUGAGCAAAAUUUCAUUACGGAGCUGCCAGCGAAAUCCUUUUCGAGCUUUCGACGAUUGCGACGCAUUGAUCUGUCCAACAACAACAUCUCGAGGAUUGCACACGAUGCUCUUAGUGGCCUAAAGCAGCUAACAACGCUCGUGUUGUAUGGCAAUAAAAUAAAGGAUUUACCCUCGGGCGUAUUCAAAGGACUCGGCUCACUGCAGUUGCUGCUGUUGAACGCGAACGAGAUCUCCUGCAUACGCAAGGAUGCCUUCCGUGACCUGCACAGUCUCAGCCUGCUCUCGCUCUAUGACAACAACAUACAGUCGCUGGCUAAUGGCACAUUCGACGCCAUGAAGAGCAUCAAAACGGUACAUUUGGCCAAGAAUCCUUUCAUUUGUGACUGCAAUCUGCGCUGGCUGGCCGACUAUUUGCACAAAAAUCCCAUAGAGACAAGUGGAGCACGCUGUGAGUCACCCAAGCGGAUGCAUCGCCGGCGCAUUGAAUCGUUGCGCGAGGAGAAAUUCAAAUGUUCCUGGGAUGAAUUGCGCAUGAAGCUAUCCGGUGAGUGUCGCAUGGACUCCGACUGCCCUUCGAUGUGCCAAUGCGAGGGCACAACCGUUGACUGUGCGGGACGUGGACUUAAGGAAAUACCACGCGACAUUCCGUUGCAUACCACAGAGCUUCUACUCAACGACAACGAAUUGGGUCGCAUUAAUUCGGAUGGUUUAUUUGGGCGAUUGCCGCAUUUGGUUAAAUUGGAGCUAAAGCGUAAUCAACUCACUGGAAUUGAGCCGAAUGCCUUUGAAGGAGCAUCCCGUAUACAGGAUUUGCAAUUGGGCGAGAACAAGAUUAAGGAAAUUUCGAAUAAAAUGUUUUUGGGACUGCAUCAGUUAAAGACGCUCAAUCUUUAUGACAAUCAAAUUUCAUGCGUUAUGCCCGGCUCAUUUGAGCAUCUGAACUCGCUGACGUCUUUGAAUCUUGCAUCGAAUCCAUUCAAUUGUAAUUGUCAUUUGGCCUGGUUCGCCGAAUGGUUGCGUAAAAAAUCAUUGAACGGUGGCACAGCACGUUGUGCUGCCCCAUCGAAGGUACGUGAUGUGCAAAUCAAGGAUCUGCCCCACAAUGAAUUCAAAUGCAGCAGCGAGAACAACGAGGGAUGCCUCGGCGAUGGCUAUUGUCCGCCAGCGUGCACGUGCACCGGCACUGUGGUCCGUUGUUCGCGCAAUCAAUUGAAGGAAAUACCGCGUGGAAUUCCAGCCGAAACAUCCGAAUUGUAUCUGGAGUCCAAUGAGAUUGAGCAGAUACAUUUUGAGCGCAUCAGGCAUUUGCGUGCACUCACACGACUUGAUCUCAGCAACAAUCAAAUCACCAUACUAUCCAAUUACACCUUUGCCAAUCUGACCAAACUAUCCACGCUCAUCAUCUCGUACAAUAAGCUGCAGUGUCUGCAACGUCAUGCGUUGUCUGGUCUAAAUAAUCUGCGCGUGCUUUCGUUGCACGGCAAUCGCAUAUCGAUGCUACCGGAGGGUUCCUUCGAGGAUCUCAAGUCGUUGACACACAUUGCACUUGGCAGCAAUCCAUUGUAUUGUGAUUGCUCAUUGAAAUGGUUCUCGGAUUGGAUCAAACUGGAUUAUGUGGAGCCGGGAAUUGCACGCUGUGCGGAACCGGAGCAUAUGAAGGAUAAGCUGAUACUAUCGACGCCCUCGUCGAACUUCGCCUGUCGCGGCAAGGUGAGGAACGAGAUAUUGGCCAAGUGCAAUGCCUGCUACGAGCAACCGUGCCAGAACAAGGCCCAGUGUCUGGCAUUGCCACAGCGGGACUAUCAGUGCCUGUGCCAGCCGGGCUAUCAUGGCAAGCACUGUGAGUACAUGAUCGAUGCCUGCUAUGGUAAUCCGUGUCGGAACAAUGCCACCUGCACGGUGCUGGAGGAGGGACGCUUCAGUUGCCAGUGUGCGGCAGGAUACACAGGAGCACGCUGCGAGACGAACAUCGAUGAUUGUCUGGGCGAUGAGAUACGCUGCCAGAAUAAUGCCACCUGCAUCGAUGGCGUCCAGUCGUAUCGGUGCGAGUGCCAGCCCGGAUUCACCGGUGAAUGGUGCGAUACGAAGAUUCAGUUCUGCAGCCAGGAAUUCAAUCCCUGUGCGAAUGGGGCCAAGUGCUUGGAUCACUUUACGCACUACAGCUGCGAUUGCAUGGCCGGAUUCCAUGGCAUGAACUGCACGGAUAACAUCGAUGAUUGCCAGAAUCAUAUGUGCCAAAAUGGCGGCACCUGUGUCGAUGGCAUCAAUGACUAUGUGUGCAAGUGUCCGGAUGACUUUACGGGCAAAUACUGUGAGGGACACAACAUGAUCUCCAUGAUGUAUCCACAGACAUCGCCCUGCCAGAAUCAUGAGUGCAAACAUGGCGUCUGCUUCCAGCCGAAUGCCGCUGGCUCCGAUUACCUAUGCAAGUGUCAUCCGGGUUACACGGGCAAAUGGUGCGAGUAUCUCACCAGCAUUAGUUUUGUCCAUAACAAUUCCUUUGUGGAACUGGAACCACUUCGCACCCGGCCAGAGGCGAAUGUGACAAUUGUUUUUAGCAGCGCCGAACAGAAUGGAAUUCUCAUGUACGACGGUCAAGAUGCCCAUUUGGCCGUGGAACUCUUCAAUGGACGCAUCCGUGUCAGCUACGAUGUGGGCAAUUAUCCAGUCUCCACAAUGUAUAGCUUUGAAAUGGUCGCCGAUGGCAAAUAUCAUGCCGUCGAACUCUUGGCCAUCAAAAAGAACUUUACGUUGCGCGUGGAUCGCGGUCUGGCCAGAUCCAUCAUCAAUGAGGGCUCCAAUGAUUUCCUAAAGCUGACCACGCCCAUGUUCCUUGGCGGUUUGCCUGUGGAGCCCGCCCAACAGGCCUAUAAGAACUGGCAAAUCCGUAAUCUGACCAGUUUCAAGGGUUGCAUGAAGGAGGUUUGGAUCAAUCACAAGCUUGUGGACUUUGGCAAUGCCCAACGUCAGCAGAAGAUCACGCCGGGCUGUGCUCUGCUCGAGGGUGAACCCAACGAAGGCGAAGAGGAUGAUGAGCAGGAUUUCAUGGAUGAAACACCGCACAUCAAGGAGGAGCCGGUGGAUCCCUGUGCGGAAAAUAAAUGCCGUCGUGGCAGUCGCUGUGUGCCCAAUGCCAAUUCCAGGGAUGGCUAUCAGUGCAAGUGCAAGCACGGACAGCGCGGACGCUACUGCGAUCAAGGUGAGGGCAGCUCAGAGCCCCCAACAAUCACUGCCGCCGCGACGUGUCGCAAGGAGCAGGUGCGUGAGUAUUACACGGAGAACGACUGCCGCUCGAGGCAGCCUCUCAAGUACGCCAAAUGCGUUGGCGGCUGUGGCAAUCAGUGCUGUGCCGCAAAAAUAGUGCGAAGACGCAAGGUGCGCAUGGUAUGCAGCAAUAAUCGCAAAUACAUCAAGAAUUUGGAUAUUGUGCGCAAAUGUGGAUGCACCAAGAAAUGCUACUGACUGAAAGAUGCGACUACCCAAUUGCUUAUAGGAAGCAAUAGCAGCUUAGAUGUUAGCCUAGGAACACAUUUAAAUUUAACUUAUAAUAUCAAUGAUAACUAUAAUAAUAACUUUAAUAAUAAUAAUAAUACUAAUAAUAAUAGUAGUAAUAGUAGCAAUAGCAGUAGCAGUAGUAAUAACUUUAGUCUUAAGCCGCAAAGCAGUAGAUUAAAUAACACGGGGCAGCAGCUGGGCGUGGCUGCUGUUGAGCAAGUUGAAAAGGGGCAGGAGGCGGAGUCAGAUGACUAUGCCAUGGAGGACAUAGAUACAGAUACAGAGCGCAUGCAAGCGGAUCUCUAUGACGAUGACGAUGACGACGAUGAUGAUGAUGAUGAUGAUGGUUUAGAUGAGGAGACGAGCUUAUUUGCAGAUGACGGCGAUGAAGAUGAAGACGACGAGGAGCCGGAAGAGUUGCCAGAUCCCAAAGGUCUGGUAUCGCCUGCUGCACAGCAACAACAACAACAGCAGCAGCAGCAGGAGCAGCAGGAAGAGGAGGAUAUGGGCUAUGAUGAGGAUGAUGAACGCUUGGCGCUGGAGCGACCACGCACAACGCGUCCUCGUGCCGAUGAGGAGCAUUUUGUGAAUGAGGAGGGCAGCGGCGGUGGCUACAAGAGUCGCUUCAAGCCGAACAACAGCUUUCGACUCAGUCAGCUGGAGAAGAUACGCAAGAAGCUGCUGACGGAGAGCCAACAACAACAGGAGGCAGCGGCGGUGGCGGUGGCCGUGCCGAGCACUGCGAUUGAUCUGCGCGAGAGCAGCGGCCAUUUUGCUAACGAUGAUGAGGAUGGCGAGGAUAACGAUGACGGUGUCGAUGAUGAAUACGCUGACGGCGGAAAUCGUGAUCGUGCUGGCUUCUUCGAUUCACAGCGCUCCAAGGGUGGCGGCAGUGCAUCCGGCUCGAAUCAGCAUUAUUUCCGCAAGAAUAGCAAUGAUGCCAUUAAGAUCAUAUCCACACCAUUGGGUAAGGUGGGCAUUGUGUAUCAACAGACGCCCACGGAUGGCGAACUGGAUCAGCAGCAGCAGCAGCAGCAACAGCAGAAACAACAGCUGGAGCAGCAGGCACAGCAGAAGCCAGCGACACAGUUCACCGAUUUCGAUGCCCUGUCACCGGAUCCAGAGAGCAGUCAUCGUUUUCCAUCGCCACAUCCGAAAAUAACGCCUGUACUAACACCCGAUGGCAAGGUGGCGCUGCUUUAUCGCGGUGAUUCGGAGAGCUCCAAGUACGAGCCCAUACGCAAUCUAACGCACAAGUACACCACCAACAGCAACGCCGCAAAGAAUGCCGAACAGUCCAAGCCAACGAACGAGGACAGCUCGGAUGAUUCCUCCUCCUCCGAUGAUUCCGUCUACACGGACAGCGAGGAUGAGAGCGCUGGCGAUAAACCCGCUCCGGCAUCAAAUGCAGCCACUGCGACGCCAAAGCCUCUGCAGCCAGAGAUCUUGGAGCCGCCAGCACAUGCACCAAAUGGUGGCUCCUUUAUAAUCCGGCCAACGUCCGACUCGCUGCUGCCGAUGAUCAAUCGACCGCUGUCCGAAGUGCUGGGCAUUAAGAAGAAUCAGUUCCAGGAGACGCGGGUACGUGAUCAGCUAUCCAAUAUGGGCGGCACAGAGGCCACGCCCCGUUCGCUGCUCGCUCAGCCAGACCAACAGCCGGAGCAGAAGUCAACUGGCAGUCUACACUUUCUCACCAAGGUCAAUCUGGCCGAGUAUCCCACAACGAAGCAGCAACAACAGUUGCCCACAGGACGUGACUUUGAUUUCAGUCGGGAUCACACCAUGCUGGAUGAGAGAUCGCGAGUCAGGGAACUGGAGCAGCAGCGGGAACGUGAGCGGGAGCAUAACGAAGCCACCAGCAAAGGAGGCGGAGGCACUGAAGCCCACACAAUUGCCAAUGAGCAGCUGCUGUCCAAGACGGAGGUCAUUAAUCUGGCCAUAAUACCGCAAUUCGAUGAGGACAUGGAACGUUUGCAGCGUCUGCACGAGAGCAGCGGCAUUGGAAGCCGGCGACAUCAUCGGGCCCGGCAUCGGCACAAGCAAACGGAGGAGGAGCUGUCUGGCAUCCAUUGCGUCAUGCAGGUCAUGAUGGGCAUUGCGGCUGUCUCCACCGUCUUUGGCAUGCUGGGCACCUUCUUUAAGCAGCGCAUUUUGGAUCAGCUGCGUCUGAUGCACUGGUAGUACAACAAUGGGUAUUCGAUCAGUAUCGAAUACCUUCCCAACCGAGUCCCAAAUCCAAUGAUCCCACAUAAAGUCUCGUCAUCAUCGUCAUUAGCAAGCAACCGUCAUGAUCAAACCUUUACUACUAUACUACUAUCAAGCGAGGCAACACUUUUCCAUUUACUACUACUACUACUACUACUACUGCUCAUAUAUACUCAUACCAUAUGCCAUUAUUAUAUAUAUACUAUAUAUACUAUCUUAUAAGUAGAGCUGGAAUACAAUCGUUGGCACCAGCAUUCAUUUUCCCAAGCUUUUCUACAUUUCUUCUUUUGGCUGUAAAUCAACCAACUAUUAACAUUCUGUUAACGUCACAUUAACAGCCGAGCUUAACAUAACAGAGAUUUGCAGGCUGAUUUACAGCCUAAGCCAUAAUUUGAUAUUUUGUGCCCACGAUUUCCAACUUUACUACCCUAUAUACACCCAUAUAUAUGCAUAUAUAUCAACAGCUAAUACUUAUACUAUAUUUUAUGUAUCAAGGAGCGGUUCUUCUCAGCAUUUUCCCAAAAUUUCUCGUAUACUUCCGCUUCUUUAUAUGUGACAACAUAUUAAUAACUUUUAUACAUAUAUAUUUAUAUAUAUAUAUAUAUCAACUAUAUACUUACUAGCAAGCUACCCAGGCGAUGUACAUAUAACAGCACAUUAUAACUGAACCAUAUUUAUAUGUAUAUGAACGCAACUGUAGCCCCUGCCGAAAUUGCAAAAAAAAAAAAGUAAAAUCCAAUGAAAAAUUCCCCAUUUUCCUCUUGUUUUCCAAUGCCAAACUCGUUUCUAAAUUUAACCACUUUUGUAUCCUUUUUCUAAAUUUCAUAUUCACUCCACAAAAAAACACACACACACACACAGACACCAUUAAGUGUAUAAGCUUUAAGCAAGUCAUUGCAUGUGCCACGCCCAUACCGCACGAACGCCCAAAAAAAAAACCAUAAGAAAAGAAAAGAACAUUCCUCCCUCCUGACUGCGCCCCGUCAAAAAGAAUUGAAUGUAGUGAACAGUUUCCCUUUGUAGAUAGAAAACAGUUGUUAAAAGAUUGAAACGAUAACGAUUAACGAUAACGAUAACACUACAAACAGCCGCACACACAACUUGUAACGGUCGUUUUAAACGCGCCGUGC